This is a messenger RNA of Closterium sp. NIES-67, 1643 nucleotides long. The record is from the annotation of a GenBank genome assembly. Lineage: Eukaryota; Viridiplantae; Streptophyta; Zygnematophyceae; Desmidiales; Closteriaceae.
GCUCCACGAUAACCUUGGGACUAGCCUGCAACGGUUCUCAUGACAUAUCUUCUCGGGCUCACCAUUUUAGCUCCCUGAGCUUCAAAGCUCUAGCGUGUAUCAAGUGAUCCGUUAUAGUCGCGCGACUCGGCCCUUCAUGUAGCGGAGUCCCUCGGGAGCGAUCUUUGCUAGUCGUGACGAUGGAUUCCGGCGGGAGGCGAUGACGACGUCAGCGAACAGUUUUCGCCGAACAGGCGAAGGCGGCGAGCCUGCAACAGCGAGCGACGCAUCAAGCUAUUUGCGAGGAUUCGCGAAUCGAAGGGAUUCUUAGGAACCAGGCGGCAUGGUGGGAAUGGACUUGCAGUGGCAGAGCCCGGCUCGCUUGCUGCACGCUGGCAUGGCCGCGGACGGCGACAGGGCGGAGACGCGAGACACGAAGGCACGGCCCGACGAGAGGGCGUUGAGCAAGGCGGACGGGAGAAGUGCCUCCCGGCGCAGCAGGAGCGGCCGCCACGCGGGCGACGACCCCAUGGACGCUCGUGCCGGCGGUGACGGCCUCGAGGGCGGUGAGGGUGCUGCUGCUGCGGUGGCAGCAACAGCAGCAGCAGCAGCAGAGUGUAGUGAAGCGACAGCAGCAGAGAGCGAGAGCGAGGGUCGCCGCCCGUCGUCGUCCAUCCACCCCCCUCGCCGCUCCGCCUCCCGCGCUAGCAGGGCCGGCGGCGGCAGCCGGCCCGUCGCUCCCCUGGCGCUGAGCGUGCGCGACGACCGCGGAUGGACGCUGCUGCACAUCGCCAGCCACAUGGGGAACAUCCGCAUGGUGCGGCAGCUGCUGGAGGAGGGCGAUGUGGGCGUGGACGAGCCGUCGCUGGGCCCCAAGCACCCGGGCGCCACGGCGCUGCACCUGGCGGCGGCGGCGGGGCACGUGGCGGUGAUGGACACGCUGCUGGAGGGCGGCGCCAACAUCGAGGCCCGCACCCGCGGCAACUUCGGCUGGACCCCUCUGCACCACGCGGCGCGGCACAACCGGCGGCGCGCCAUGCGCUUUCUGGUGGAGAGCGGCGCCUUCCUGGCGCCCGACAUGCUGGACGCGCGCUUCAACCCGCCGCUGCACUACUGCCGCGCGCUGCAGUACGCGUACCAGUACCAGGGCACGCUGGGGGGGAAUGGGGGCGGGGGCAGUGGGGAGAGCAGCGGGGAGGGCAGCGAGGGGGGCAGCAGCAGCAGUGUGGGGGGAGGGGCGGAUGGAAGGGUGGUGGGAGAAGGUGGGGGGGAGAGGGAGGAGGAGGCAGUGGGGGGUUGAAACCUGAGAGGGGACAUGCAUGCAGAUGGGGAGAUGUUUGCCUCGGACCCGCUUAACCCCCACAACACAACACACCCCUUUCCGGCGCAUGUAAUGAGUAUGGUCAAGAUGGCAGAGGGGCAGAGCAGACUGUCAUGCCAUGUACUGCAUGUGACCGAGUGGAGGUGAAGUAAGUUUGUUACCAUGCUCUUGCGAGACCAUCACAAUGCAUGGUCUGGGCGAUCAGCCAACGAUCGCUCGUAUCACGGGACUUUAGUCCAGAUGAUUAUAGCUGGUCGUACUCACCAGUAUGUGAGGGUAGCUGGUAUGUGAUGGAAAAGUAGCUUACCUUUCAAAUGUUGGCAAAGACAUAUUAAUAACAAUC